Messenger RNA from Patiria miniata (bat star), 1525 nucleotides. RefSeq names its product meiosis-specific protein MEI4-like. Gene Ontology annotation, cellular component: lateral element. The transcript has 4 exons. NCBI's taxonomy places the organism in Eukaryota, Metazoa, Echinodermata, Asteroidea, Valvatida, Asterinidae. Gene Ontology annotation, biological process: DNA recombination; oogenesis; homologous chromosome pairing at meiosis. Bases 168 to 1289 code for a protein of 373 amino acids. The record is from RefSeq and is a predicted model, not a curated record.
CGUUCAUUUGCCCGGCAAAUUUUGUAAACAUUUCUGUAACUCGUGACGUUGUGAUCAGUGUGAUAAUGUAGUGAUGUAACUGUAAGGCCAAUAUUUGAUCCUUUUUUGCGCUUUCCAGUUCACAUUUCGAACACAUUUCAACAUGUAGUGAUCAACACUUGACCAAAAUGUCUGACCAACCGCCGUCUGAUGUACAUGUAGCCUCCAUCAACAGGCUCAAGUUAGCAGUAGCCACUGCUGUCAUCCGCUGUAAAGCAAGUCAUGUGACAGCAAAGGAAUAUGCACAGAGCCUUGGGCAGAGCCUAAGGAAAAACGAGUCGGACUGGAAGGACCAAGCUCGCAAGCUUGAGGCGGAGUUACUGAGGACGAGACAGGAGUUGGCUACAGCUCGGCUGAGAGAGGCGAGACAAGAUCAAGAGCAAGAUGAUAUGGAAUGGGACAUGGAUGAGAAAGAAUCUAACCAAGGGAACGUGGCGUUGCAAUCUUCAGCAGCUUGUCCUGACUUUGCUUUCCCAACGCCCCCAUCCUCCAUACCGAAUGAGCAACCAUCUCAGAACAAUCUUGAAAAUCAUCUCCGGUCAAGCACUCAAUUCCUACACAGCAUGAUCAGACUGAAAUCGCUCCCUGAAUCAACGGAGUAUGAUUCCCUACCCGUGGAUGCAUUGCGUACGGUGAAGGAUUCUGCUCUCCGUGCCUUGGAGUACCUUGGGAGUUACGCAUCCAGCCAUUUGCACGAUGAUGGGUUGCCAUGGAAACUGAUGAAUGAUGCUGUGAGAGGGGUCGUCAAGACCCUUGAGCAUUGUACUGAGGAGGAGAUUCGUCGGGAGAUUGUCCAAGGAGCCUUGGAACUUGUGGAGAAACUACUAGAGUUGAUGUUGCAUAACAAGCGCCUCAAUGAUCAUUUGACCCAGCGUCAGCUCUGCUGCCUGGUCGUCUCCUUGGCAACUUCAACGAUCCUUGCCCCUCUUAUCCUCCAAAGAAUUCUCCCUCACAUCCAAGCUGCAGCUGCUAUGCUUCGUUGCUCCAUCAAUACCACCAGCUUUGAUCCUACCCUGUACGAGAAUAGCUUCUUCCUGCUGUCUAUGAUGGAAGAUAUCCUGCUUUUAUCCAGGACUGCACCAUCGGUGCACAACAGGGGUGAUCACAUGAAGAGGGCAUUAAUGGAAGUGGGUGAGGGACUGGACAGUUGCUUGCUGCACAUUUCUGAGGAUUUUCCGCUAUUCAGCCAGCAGAUUUGGAGGGUAGUUAAUAUUCUUGAGUGGAUCAUAUCAACAAAGACUGAAGGAUAGGUUCUAAAGCAGCGAAAUGGGUCAAGCACAUGCAAUAUAAAGAAAGUCUUCUUGCUUGCAAAUGAUGGUGCACUUCAGUAAUAAACUGAUGUAUAGUAACAAUUCUCAUGAACUGAACAUAAAAGAAAAGAUCAGGCACAACUGUCAAUUUGAAAUUUUAGGUUUUCAUCAUCUCCAUUUUUACUUCCACCCUGAUUUUUUAGGUCAUUAAACAGUUGAUGAUUCUUAAUAUUAAG